AUGGGAUCGGAACAUUCGACGAUUUCAGGCAGCCCUCAACGCCAAGGAAGUCUUAAUGUCGAACCCCAGUCUAAACCAAUGACCGGGGCUAUAAAAAGACAAAACACAAUUGCUAACCCCGGUGUUUCAGUGACCGCUGAAGAUAUUUACGGGGAGAAUGGAAGAUCUGGUUCCAUUUCUCCUGGACCAUCUGUUUGUAGCGAUGUGGAUUUGCCCUAUAUUAGUUAUACUGUAAAUAGGCCUAUAGGAGAUUCUCCCAAAAUGACGAAUAGCAAACCAAUACCAAAAGCAAAAAACACAAACAGGAUACAAAUCCAACAAAAAUCUAAAAUAAAAUCGGCACACAAUAUAGUAGUAGUAAGAGGUGCAAAAAACGACAAGGACACUGAAAAAGAUCCAGAUGUAGUUUGUUUACAAGGCAUUCCAAUGUUUUUACCAAUUAUGAGAGCAACAUUGAGCCUACCAGCCGCUAGAGAUCCAGAAGUAUUAGAGAGACUUGACCCCACACCUUUUAGAAAUCUUUGUUUGAGGUACCAACAUCAUUUAACUGCUGCAGCUAAUUUAGUGGCCACUGAACAAAAUCAAUUAACGCAGAAAGUAAGGGAAAUUGAUUCAGAUAUUACAAAAAUCGUUAAUACUACAGUUGAACGGCAGAAAAAGUACGCUAAAUAUGCAGAAAAAUUAGGAAGAGUUCAAGAAUUAAGCCACCAAUUAAAUAAAUGUCAUAUGUUGUUAAACCAAACGUUAGAAUCAAUGGAAACUUUAAAUAAUUAUUUAGAUAUUAAUGAUAGGCUUGAACCAUUUGUCUGGACUACAGGCUAA
Messenger RNA from Brassicogethes aeneus, 822 nucleotides. The record is from the annotation of a GenBank genome assembly. Lineage: Eukaryota; Metazoa; Arthropoda; Insecta; Coleoptera; Nitidulidae.